Molecule: messenger RNA, 327 nt
Organism: Penicillium macrosclerotiorum
Lineage: Eukaryota; Fungi; Ascomycota; Eurotiomycetes; Eurotiales; Aspergillaceae
Exons: 2
Coding region: 1-327 (108 amino acids)
Source: RefSeq, a predicted model, not a curated record
AUGACGGUGAAAAUACUCACAGUGGAUAUUGUGCCAAGGAUCUUCGAGUUGUUCGAAGCGCAGCUGCGAAUAGCAGAUGCAUGGAUGGAUGAUGGGUUGCGCAUGCCGGUGUGUCUCCGGUUCUUAUCGCAUGGUUAUCGACACCGGAGUCCUCCGUCCAUCAGUGUGAAACAUGCUGGGACAGAGUUUGUGCGUGGCAGUAAUCCCGCCCUCCCGACGGCCGGCCCGUCCCCGGACAACUUCCUGGGCCCCGAAGGUCUGGAAAAUAAACAAGCAGCAGGUUCCUCGGAGUCAAGCCGAUUCCAGAGCAGUUCCAGAAAUUCUUGA